GUCCUACUCAUAAAACAUUCGUGUCGUGUUUUCUUUUUCUCUUUUUUCUUAUUCUGGAAGAAAGUUUUCCUCUCCGAACAGGUCUGAGAUCUCAAAAUUUUGAAUUGGCUGGCUUCGCGAACCCACCAAAAGAAAAAGAAGCUGGGUCUGCUCUGUUUCAAUUGCAAUGUCUUCUCCUGCUGAAUAUUAUAAGUCUCUUCCACCCAUAAGCAAGGCUUUUGGGACCCUUUGCCUUCUGAUGACCACAGCCUAUCAGUUUAAGCUGUAUGAUCUUCAAAAUAUUGCGUUAAUAUAUAAACCUGUGUUCACACAUUUUCAGGUGUGGAGGCUUAUUACAAAUUUCUUUUUCCUUGGCAAUUUCUCUAUCAAUUUUGGAAUCCGCCUAUUAAUGAUAGCUAGAUAUGGAGUUCAGCUUGAGAAGGGACCAUUUGAUAGGCGGACAGCAGACUUUUUGUGGAUGAUGAUAUUUGGAUCCUUUUCAUUGUUGGUAUUAUCAGCAAUCCCUAUAUUUUGGUCCCCCUUCUUAGGAAUAUCACUUGUGUUCAUGCUUCUCUAUGUCUGGAGUAGAGAGUUUCCAAAUGCCCAAAUCAACAUAUAUGGCCUUGUGACUUUUAAGGCAUUUUAUCUACCAUGGACCAUGCUUGCUAUGGAUGUUAUUUUCGGUUCACCGCUUAUGCCAGAUUUGCUAGGAAUCAUUGCAGGGCAUCUGUAUUACUUCUUGACAGUGUUGCAUCCACUUGCUGGUGGCAAAAACAUACUGGAGACUCCAAUGUGGGUACAUAAAAUAGUCGCAAGGUGGCAGAUAGGAGCUCAGCCAAUCAGUCGUGCCCAGCCUGCAGGUCGUGCCCAACCUGAACCGACAACUGGUACGACUUUCAGGGGAAGGUCUUAUCGACUUAGUGAUUAACUCUGCUACCUUUUACCAUAGGAUCAGAAGAUUUCCUAUUAUUUCCAACAUCUUUGCCGUUUUUUGGAUGACACCACUAACUGGGGAAGUGAAGUAUUUGAUGAUUGUGCUUGGGAAAUGUUUCAGCAACAUGAUCCUGACAAUUGCAUUUCAACCUUCACCAUUUUUCUAUUUCUCAUUAUUCAAAUGUCUUUUCAAGUAGAAUUCUCUCUCUUUUUGGGUAGAACUGAAAGAAAAUAUGUUACAGAAUAGUUGGUGGAUCCUUUUGGAAGCUUGCUAUUUUUCAAUUCAAUUUUUUUACUACUGUAUGGGACAUGGUAACUGGUAUGGUCUUAGCACAAGAGAAUUGCUAAAAUUUAGUGCAACACAAACUAUUUAACAUUUAA
Quercus robur (English oak) is the source of this 1293-nucleotide messenger RNA. Its product is annotated as derlin-1. Bases 167 to 907 code for a protein of 246 amino acids. Gene Ontology annotation, biological process: endoplasmic reticulum unfolded protein response. The transcript is spliced from 7 exons. Lineage: Eukaryota; Viridiplantae; Streptophyta; Magnoliopsida; Fagales; Fagaceae. Gene Ontology annotation, cellular component: Hrd1p ubiquitin ligase ERAD-L complex; endoplasmic reticulum membrane. The record is from RefSeq and is a predicted model, not a curated record. Gene Ontology annotation, molecular function: ubiquitin-specific protease binding; misfolded protein binding.